Cavia porcellus (domestic guinea pig) is the source of this 1620-nucleotide messenger RNA. Its product is annotated as ankyrin repeat domain-containing protein 17-like. The record is from RefSeq and is a predicted model, not a curated record. NCBI's taxonomy places the organism in Eukaryota, Metazoa, Chordata, Mammalia, Rodentia, Caviidae. Gene Ontology annotation, molecular function: protein binding. Bases 1 to 1335 code for a protein of 444 amino acids. The transcript is spliced from 18 exons.
AUGUCAGCUUAUGCCAGCGAUACUGCUAAUGGUACCAUUUCUGUCAAUAUAAUACCUUCAGUGUGUGAUAUUUCUGAUGAUGACUCUCUAAUCAGCUCUUCCAGCAAACACAGUCUUGUUAAUUUCUGGCCUAAAUCAGAUGACACUGACUUUCUUCUGGAUAACAAGAAACAAGCAGAAAUGUCAAAAGUUACAGCGUGGAAAAAGGAUACGGUGUUUGCACCAGGAGUACGGAUGGCUUGGGAUUCUGAGAAGCCUGUCGAUCCUUUUUCUGGGAAAGCAGAUGAUGGAGGAAAACAGGCAGGAAAUAGAAAAAGAAAAGAAUCACCUGACACACAUCUUCCCUUGAAGCCUGCUGUGGAAACAAAAGAUUCUGAUGGGAAGAAAGCAGUAAGAGUGAAGGAUGCACUGCCACCUCAACCAGAUUGGUGUUUGGCCUCCUGUUAUGAGACUGCUGAGAAAUCAGAGAAUUUGAAAUCUGAUGAUAAACAAUCACUUGCAACAUUACUAGAAUCUGACUGUGCCCAGAAGAACUUGUCCAGUGGGGACCCGGGACCAUCGAGGCCUGUGGGCCUUCUGAAAAACUGCAAGGUUGCAUUGCAAAGCAUCUUUGGUGAGCCAAUGCCCAAGAUUCACAAGGCUGCCCGUAAGGGCAACAAGGACCGGGUGCAGUUUCUCAUCACAGCAGGCCAUGUCCAUGACAGAGACAGAGAACGCAGGACUGCUCUGCAUUAUGCCAGUGCCUAUGGCCAUCCAGAAGUGGUGACUCUCUUGGUAAAGAGCAAGUGUGAUAUUAAUGCCUGUGACAGUGACUAUGACACCGCUCUGAUUAAGGCUGUAAAAUGCUACGAGGAAGGCUGUGCUAGGAUUCUCUUGGAGCAUGGUGCAAAUCUAAAUAUUGCCAAUGCCAAGGGCGACACUGCUCUGCAUCUUUCGGUAUUUCAUCCAAGGUCUUCACUAACAGCAAAACUGCUUUCGCAUGGUGCCGAUGCUGAGGCAAAAAACAAGGAAGGCCUCACACCACUUAUGCUUGCUCUAAGGGAAAACAGAAUGGACGCGGCAGCAGCAUUGUUAAAAUUUAAGACAGAAACAAAGUAUGUGGUGAAUGAGCCAGAAAGAAAAAAUUCUCAAUGUGAAAAAAAGGAAUCUUCAAAUUCUGACAAUAGCCCUGCAGUGGUUGCAAGUGAAUCUGAGACUUUUUUAACACCAGUGGUUGCAAUUAAAAUUGAGGCUCCAUCCAUGCCAGUGGUUGCCAAAAAACCCGAGAUUCCAUUCGUACCAGAUAUAACCUUACCUGGGACUCCAUCCUUGCCAGGCAAGUUCUCUACAACUUAGCUGUGUCCUUUGCACUAAGAACUUUGUUUUUUAAAUUAGGAUUAAGUUCAAAGAAAAGUUGAGAGGAAGAUCCAGACAUUUCGGGUGAUCAUGUGCCUCUCAAAGAUGGGUUCCCUCCCUUCACAGGCAGUGUGCUCCCUUCGAGUAGUACACUCCUUAUUGAUAAUGACUUACCCUGGUCCAUCGUUGCCAUCCAAAGUCUGCAAUUAACACUAAGGUUCACUGUUAGUGUUCUCCAUCUGAUGGAUCUAUUCAAAUGUGUAGUGUAUUUGCUGUUGCAUUUAU